Molecule: messenger RNA, 2775 nt
Organism: Bactrocera latifrons
Lineage: Eukaryota; Metazoa; Arthropoda; Insecta; Diptera; Tephritidae
Gene: Awh
Product: LIM/homeobox protein Awh
Exons: 6
Coding region: 404-1231 (275 amino acids)
Biological process (GO): regulation of transcription by RNA polymerase II; neuron differentiation
Cellular component (GO): nucleus
Molecular function (GO): RNA polymerase II transcription regulatory region sequence-specific DNA binding; DNA-binding transcription factor activity, RNA polymerase II-specific
Source: RefSeq, a predicted model, not a curated record
UAAUAAAGAAAAAAUACAGAAUAGUGCUUGAAUAGUGUGCUAAAAAUAAUUAACAAGUAAUAAUAAAAUGUCUGCACUGUGUUAAAUACUUUCAAACACUAAAAUUCGAUCAAUAAUAAACAAAGGCAAAAGUAAUAAUAAUCCAAUAGAGAAAUUAUACAACUAUCUCCUCUUGCUUAGAUAUAGUCCAAAGUGCUUUUAGCUAAUUGACAAGAAUAUAACAAACAAAUACAAUAUAUGUACAAGUGCGUGUUGUUAACACAAACCAUUCCGCACUUAUUCCUGCUUAACCCACAACUCUCACAGUUUCGCAGCUAGGCGCUCCGCAGAGUUGUGGGCCCAAAAUUUACAUUUCUUUCUCAGGCUGGGAUUACAAACCGCCAAAAUUGUGGAGGCACUUAAAAUGAAGACUGAGCUGCGUUCAUGCGCGGCAUGUGGGGAGCCAAUCUCGGAUCGGUUUUUUCUCGAGGUUGGCGGUUGUUCGUGGCAUGCCACCUGUUUGCGCUGUUGCAUCUGUCAAUGCCCGCUCGACCGACAGCAAUCGUGUUUCAUCCGCGAACGGCAAGUCUAUUGUAAAGCAGACUAUGGCAAACGUUUCGGCGCAAAAUGCUCAAAGUGUUGUCGUGGCAUCUCGGCGACGGAUUGGGUGCGUCGCGCACGGGACCUCGUCUUCCACUUGGCGUGUUUUGCGUGCGAUCAGUGCGGACGACAACUUUCUACCGGCGAACAAUUUGCUCUGAUAGACGAUCGGGUGCUGUGUAAGGCGCAUUACCUGGAAACGGUAGAAGGUGGCACCACAUCAAGUGACGACGGCUGUGAUGGUGAUGGCUAUCAUAAAAGUAAAACGAAACGUGUACGCACCACCUUCACCGAGGAGCAACUGCAGGUGCUGCAGGCCAACUUUCAGAUCGACAGUAAUCCGGAUGGACAGGAUUUGGAGCGCAUCGCCUCGGUAACCGGUCUCAGUAAGCGUGUGACGCAAGUUUGGUUUCAGAAUUCGCGAGCGCGACAGAAAAAACACAUUCAUGCUGGUAAGAAUAAAAUGCGUGAACCCGAAGGAAGCUCAUUUGCCCGCCAUAUUAACCUGCAGUUAACGUAUUCAUUUCAGAAUAAUGCCCAGAAUGCUAUGCACCUGAACGGCAACUCAAAGGGAUUAUAUCCAACGCAUGAAUCGUCCAUGGAUGAACUUUCGCAGGACUCGAGUGUGCAUUGCAUGCAAAGUGAAGUGUGACUGGAGCAUUUGAACCACCAUUAAAGGAGACAUAUACCAUACAUAUGUUCUAAACUAUUGGUGGCAUCGGAGAUAAAGUUACACACCUACACAUGCGCUCAAACAUACACUUAAGUGCGAACUUAGGAAAUCACAUUUCAUCCGAGUUUUGUGUACAAAGGCACAAAUAUUCGAAAAGUUAAACCCAGUUAUACAUAUAAAAAUCUAAAAACGUCCCAACCUAGUCAAAAUUAUGAAAACAAAAUGUUAUUGCAAACAAAUUAAAUGCGGCAAUCGAAAAACGUCCAAAAAAAUGGAUAAAAGCAAAUGGCGAACAAACAGCAAAAAUCUACGCCAAGCAGCUCUUCUGCCCAGCGGCCAGUAUUAAACGUGAAUAUAUUUCAUUAUUUUUUCGAAACUAGCAGUAAAUGAGUUUGGACUUUUUCACUAUAAUAAAAAAUUCACAUUUAUUAAAAUUCAAAUUUGGUGCAAAAAAUGUAUUUAAAAUAGUCAACACUUGGGACAAAAAAUAUUUAAAUACAAUUUCACAUUAGUUUCGAAAAUUCAAAAAUCGUGAAUGUCAACCUUGAAGAGCAACGCAAAUCAAUACUAACUUUAGGCUUAGCAAAAACACUAAAUAUUUAUAAAUCAAAAAGAUAAAACUAGUAAUUAUUGUGACGAAACAAGUUCAAUUGAAGGCCACUCCUGUCGGCGCUGCGUGCACGCUCAAAGCGUGCCAGUGUAUACUCGCAUACUCGCGCCGGCGCAGCGUUGUCAUUUCCAUGUAAAAAAGUUAACUUGCAUUAACUCUAACAUUCCUUAAUUGUAAUUUAAGAUUUCACUAGCAUUUACUUUAAAUCAAUUAUAACUGUUAAGUUUAGCAAAACAAACAAGCCAACAAAGAGUAAACACAUACAAGUAUAUAGAAUUGCAUAUGUACAUAUUAAUAACUAAAGUCCUGUAUAUAAGACCUCGUUUGCACCUGAAAAAAAUCAUAAAAAAAUUUAAAAAAAUAUUCACACACACAAACACAAUUAUCACCGGCGUACGUUUAGGUUUGUAUAUAAAUUUGAGCUAGUAUUAGUUAAAACGCCUAAUAUUAGUUAAUAAAAAGAAAUCAAUAUUUCCUCAAUAAAAUGUUUUACAUUUAUUUAUGUAUGUGUAUGUAUUAAAUCUGUGUAUGUACCUUAUGCAUAAUCACUUUGACUCACACAUCCUACUCUUGUACGUUUGAAUGUAUUGAAGCUUUGUAUCGCCUUUCUGAAAUAUAACUUAAGCUAUUGUAAAAUAUUUAAUGUACAUACAUACAUACUCUACUUACUUAGACGUGUAUGUUAAUUGCUUAUAUUGUAUUAUUAGGAAUUGUUAUUGUUUAUUUCUUGUUUUUUAAAUUUGUAAACAAAUAAAUAUACACUCUAACUUAUAUUUCUUGCAGUGGAACUAAAUUACAGAAAUGUAAAAAAGAAGCAUAAAUUGUAAAUUGAGUAUACUUGCCAAUAUUAAAACUAAACAAAUUAUAAGGAAUCUAACAGCUAGUUAACACAAAUUAUAAAAUAUGAAAUUAA